AUGUUGACCUUCAAUGACAAUAAAGCCGGCAUGGCCGGUUUAGAUAAAGAACGAAUAAGCAAGAUAAUCGAGUCGAACACAAGUGGUAACUACUCGAAUUUCUCGAAGAAGCAGCAGGAUCGUAUCAAUGAGAAGACUGAGUCAAUCAAAAAGCGCUUGCAGGCAGUAUCUCCGGUGGAAUGGUCCAGAGCUGAGAAGGAGAUGGACGAGUUAGCUGCUCGGUUGGAAUGUCACCGUGAUCUACGGCGUGACUGUGUCCAUAUCGAUAUGGACGCUUAUUUUGCUGCUGUGGAAAUGCGCGAUGAUCCAAGCCUUCGAACGGUACCGAUGGCUGUCGGUUCAUUAUCGAUGCUGAGUACAUCAAAUUAUCUUGCUCGUCGAUUUGGUGUAAGAGCAGCCAUGCCGGGCUUCAUUGCAAAGAAGCUCUGUCCUCAACUCAAGCUGGUUCACGGCAAUUUCAGCAACAAACGAUCGUUUCAGGUCUUCCGGGCGAUUUUUGCAGAGUAUGACGAGGAUCUGUCGAUGGGAUCAUUGGACGAAGCAUAUCUCGAUAUAACUGAUUAUGUCAAAGCCAGAACGGAGCCUAGUAAGAAAACCUUCUUUCCUCUUUUACGACGAUAUGGUGGUGAAUGCAUCUGUAAACUGCCACUGAUGACCGAACAAGACCUUUCACCUUCCAUGACCGAGUCCUGUAAAAAGUGCGGCAAGGAUCGAAAAGUUUUUGAAGACAACGUCGAGUUUGGAGUAGGCCGUGCCGAGGUAAACACUGCGUUGCCAUUAAGGAUU
Haemonchus placei is the source of this 786-nucleotide messenger RNA. NCBI's taxonomy places the organism in Eukaryota, Metazoa, Nematoda, Chromadorea, Rhabditida, Trichostrongylidae. The record is from the annotation of a GenBank genome assembly.